AUGCCGAGCCCGGUGGUCCAUGUUGGUUACGCAUUAGGAUUUGGAACAUUGAUUAUGACGGCAACAAAAGGAUCUUUUACUGCUAGUCAUUGUCUACUCUUGGCUGUGAACAGUUUCUUCGGACCGGAUAUUGGGUCUUUUAUCGGAUGGUGUCUAUCGCUAACAUUUCCGGCGCUGGCAAAUACAGCUAUGAGUUAUAUCCACGAUAGCAUUGGUUAUAUUAUACUGAUAGCACCUCUCAUAGCAUUCUUAUCUUCGAAAUUAUUGAAAAAAUGCAGUCGUUGGUAUGACGAGAACAAUUCCAGUUUGAUUUCAUUAAAUUUGAAAAAUUGUUAUUUAUUAUCGAUUGCUGGUUGUUUGUUACAUUUCCAAAUUGAUCAUAUCUUUGAAGAGAAUGGCCAAGAUAAGUUCUAUCAAUGGAUCCUAUCAACUGGUUAUUUUCAAAAGCCGACGCCACCAUUUUUACCAUUAUCAGUCAUUUUUGUUGGAGCGUGUACAUUAUCGUUAUUUUUCGGAUUUGCUUGGAUUCAUCUAUCAACAAGAGAAACCUUAUCAGUCAGAUUAAAAUAUACAUUGAUAUUAUUUGUAUCUGUUGCAACUAUUUAUCUCACGUAUUUAGUAGUUUCUCAAAUUAUUUUGAAAAAAAUUGCAGUUGUUGGGGAAGAAGCAGAUUUGGGCGUAUUGAUUUUCUUAAUAGUAUUUCACAUUUUACCUUUCAUUCUCUGUUUGCUUUCUAUGCAAUAUUGA
This is a messenger RNA of Adineta ricciae, 747 nucleotides long. NCBI's taxonomy places the organism in Eukaryota, Metazoa, Rotifera, Eurotatoria, Adinetida, Adinetidae. The record is from the annotation of a GenBank genome assembly.